AUGUACUCAGGUCUCUCACUCCGCUGCAUCUCCUUCUCACUUCUUAUUUAUCCAACCAUUAGCGUGAGUGUCUCGACUUGGCUAUUGGUCGUAAUUGAGUGGUUGGGGGGAAUGAUUAUGGAUUAUGGAUAUGGAUUUCCUAGGGUGGAUUGGUAUGCACAUGACAUGGACAUGGACGUCAUAAGCCAUUUAUUGGAUUUGAUUUACACAUAUCUAAUAUCUGUACUGUACACAUUGAAUCUCUAUCAAGUGAAGAGAGCCAUUCUAUUUGCAGACCUUUCGGAGAAUUUAUUGCUAAAGAGGGAAUAUAAAGUUCCCCCCUAA
Molecule: messenger RNA, 324 nt
Organism: Botrytis sinoallii
Lineage: Eukaryota; Fungi; Ascomycota; Leotiomycetes; Helotiales; Sclerotiniaceae
Exons: 4
Coding region: 1-324 (107 amino acids)
Source: RefSeq, a predicted model, not a curated record